Molecule: messenger RNA, 839 nt
Organism: Ruditapes philippinarum (Manila clam)
Lineage: Eukaryota; Metazoa; Mollusca; Bivalvia; Venerida; Veneridae
Product: MAM and LDL-receptor class A domain-containing protein 1-like
Exons: 5
Coding region: 58-819 (253 amino acids)
Cellular component (GO): membrane
Source: RefSeq, a predicted model, not a curated record
UCCAGUAAAGGACGUACAUCCAGUUCUAAUACUGGACCUAGUUUUGACCAUACAACAAUGAGUUCAAAUGGAUAUUAUAUUUACAUUGAAACAUCGCAGCAUAGAGCUAAUGAUUCUGCACGUAUUAUAAGUCCUAUUCUGUCCACACAGACAGCUACAUGUGUUUUAUUCUGGUAUCAUAUGUAUGGCUCGGACGUCAGUGUUCUCACGAUGUACCUGAAGUCUGGUUCUAACCUUGGUAGUCCAUAUUGGAACAAAGUUGGCACGCAGGGUAACACCUGGCAUUCAGCUCAAGUUGAACUUGGUCCACUUACCAAUAAACAGAUUGUAUUUGAAGCUCUUAAAGGCAAUGGUUACCAAGGUGAUAUAGCACUUGAUGAUAUCACAAUUACAAAUGGAGCAUGCCCACCACCUGCUGUGUGUGAUUUUGAGGACAAGUCUAUCUGUGGCUAUCAACAAUUGGUUAAUGAUGACUUUGACUGGACAUGGAAUUCUGGUGCUACAGGAAGCUCUGGGACCGGACCAAUGUCAGAUCACUCUUAUGGUACCACUGACGGUCACUACAUGUACACUGAAACAUCAUCCCCACGGAAACAAGGAGACAAAGCUAGACUUGCUAGUAAGACAUACCCGGCCACUAACAACAUGUGUCUGACAUUCUGGUAUCACAUGUAUGGUAGUAACAUUGGAACUCUAAACGUCUACACCAGCUCAUUUGGUCAUCUUGGUUCAACAGUAUGGUCACAGUAUGGUAACCAAGGCAACCAGUGGCGUAAAGCACAGAAAACUUUACAAACUGCUACACAGUACCAGGUAUAAAAAGAAAUAUAUAAUAUACA